GUGUACAGUGGAGCGGAGGCAGAGCGGCUCCGCGAGCUCCUCUCCACUUUCCCAUAGAGAGACCCUGACUGGCCGCUGAGGGCGAGCCACACACACGCCCUUACGCCCGGCGAGCCCGCGAGGUCACUAUCAUAUGACAAAGGCUUUGCUGCAGUUCAUCUUCCUCCCUGUGUACUUUCCAUUUGUUUUCCUGGAAUCCUGCUGCAUCACAGAAGCUGGAAGUUUUGAUGUUCCAUUGAAAUCACAAUGGAAAGUCUUAAUUUGACUGGCGCUCUCAGGAAGACCCCAAGCCUCUAGCGGUACCUGUUAUCAUCUCCAGCAUGUUGUAGAUGUGGAGGAUUCACUGGGAUAUUGAGAAAUACCAGAGGCGAAUUGUUCCACAGUAGUCACAGUAAUGAAAGGCAGUAACAGAAAUAAAGAUCAUUCAACAGAAGGAGAAGGGGCUGGUAAACGACCAAAACGAAAGUGUCUGCAGUGGCAUCCAUUGCUAGCAAAGAAACUUCUUGACUUUUCAGAAGAGGAGGAAGAGGAAGACGAAGAGGAGGACAUUGAUAAGGUUCAACUUCUUGGGGCUGAUGGCCUAGAGCAAGAUGUUGGUGAGACUGAAGAUGAUGAAUCACCAGAACAGCGAGCCCGGAGACCAAUGAAUGCAUUUCUUUUAUUUUGCAAACGCCAUCGCUCCCUUGUACGUCAGGAACACCCCAGGCUUGAUAACCGAGGUGCUACCAAGAUACUAGCUGAUUGGUGGGCUGUUCUUGAUCCAAAGGAAAAGCAGAAAUACACAGACAUGGCCAAGGAGUAUAAAGAUGCAUUUAUGAAAGCAAAUCCUGGCUACAAAUGGUGUCCUACCACAAACAAGCCUGUGAAAUCCCCAACACCCGCUGUCAAUCCACGCAAGAAACUUUGGGCCUUCCCAUCUGACUCUUCAAGAGACUUGCCAAGCCCCAAGAAAGCAAAGACUGAAGAAAUGCCUCAGCUUAACUUUGGAAUGGCUGAUCCUACUCAAAUGGGAGGCCUGAGCAUGCUGCUGUUAGCUGGAGAACAUGCUCUUGGCACACCAGAGUUAUCCUCUGGCACUUGCAGGCCUGAUGUUUCAGAAUCCCCUGAACUGCGUCAGAAGUCACCAUUGUUUCAGUUUGCCGAGAUAUCUUCAAGUACAUCCCACCCUGAUGCUCCUACAAAACAGUGUCAAGCAUCAGCCUUGUUUCAGUUUGCAGAGAUUUCUUCAAACACUUCUCAGUUGGGUGGUGCUGAUCCUGUGAAACGCUGUGGAAAGUCUGCGCUCUUUCAACUGGCGGAGAUGUGCUUGGCAUCAGAGGGUGUAAAAAUGGAAGAAUCAAAGCUAAUAAAAACAAAAGAAUCAGAUGGUGGAAGAAUUAAGGAAUUGGAGAAGGGAAAGGAAGAAAGAGAAAUCAAACUGGAGAAAACAGUUGAAGCCAGGUUACAGAAGGAAGCAGAAUUUGAAAAAUCAGCUAAGGAAAACGUAAGAGAUUCUAAGGAAUUAAGAAAUUUUGAGGAGCUGCAAAUGGAUGAUAUAAUGGCUAUAAAAAUGGAAGAUCCCAAAGAAAUUAGAAAGGAAGAAUUUGAGGAAGAUCAAAAAUGUAGUCACUUCCCUGAUUUUUCUUAUUCUGCCAGUAGCAAGAUAAUAAUAAGUGAUGUUCCCAGUAGAAAGGAUCAUAUGUGCCAUCCUCAUGGAAUUAUGAUCAUUGAGGAUCCCACAGCAUUAAACAAACCAGAGAAGCUAAAAAAGAAAAAGAAGAAAAGCAAAAUGGAUCGACAUGGAAAUGAUAAAUCAACACCCAAGAAGACUUGCAAAAAGAGGCAGUCUUCGGAAUCUGAUAUUGAGAGCGUCAUAUACACCAUCGAAGCCGUUGCAAAAGGAGACUGGGGCAUUGAGAAACUUGGAGAAACCCCUCGCAAGAAGGUUCGCACAUCCUCAAGUGGCAAGGGAAGCAUUUUGGAUGCCAAGCCACCAAAGAAAAAAGUGAAAUCAAGAGAGAAGAAAAUGUCAAAGGAGAAAUCCUCAGACACCACCAAAGAGUCAAGACCUCCAGAGUUUAUUAAUAUUUCUGCCAGCAAGAACAUUUCUGGUGAGGUGCCAGAGGGUAUAAAAGCAGAACCAUUGACCCUGACAGAGGAUGCCCUACCACCCAACCUAUCAGGACAGGCCAAGCCUGAGGACAGUGACUGUCACAGAAAAAUAGAGACUUGUGGCUCCAGGAAAUCUGAGAGGUCUUGCAAAGGUGCUCUUUAUAAAACCCUGGUGUCUGAGGGCAUGCUCACCUCUCUGAGAGCUAAUGUUGACAGGGGAAAACGAAGCUCAGGAAAGGGAAACUCCUCUGAUCAUGAAGGGUGUUGGAAUGAAGAAAGCUGGACAUUUAACCAGAUUGGGACCAGUGGGAGCAAGAAGUUCAAGAAGACAAAGCUAAAGGAAGACUCUCUCUUUGGCUCAGCAAAGCUGGAUGAAGAAUUUGAAAAAAAAUUCAACAGCCUCCCUCAAUAUAGUCCUGUUACAUUUGACCGGAAAUGUGUACCUGUACCAAGAAAAAAGAAGAAGACUGGAAAUGUGUCCUCUGAACCGACUAAAACCAGCAAAGGUCCUUUCCAGUCUCAGAAAAAGAACUUAUUCCACAAAAUUGUCAGCAAAUAUAAGCACAAAAAGGAGAAGCCUAAUGUUCCGGAAAAAGGAAGUGGGGAUAAAUGGUCAAACAAGCAACUCUUCUUGGAUGCCAUUCACCCUACAGAAGCCAUAUUUUCAGAAGACAAAAACACCACAGAGCCUGCUCAUAAGGUUAAAAAUGCCCCAUCCAUUCCCAAUCCUCCAGAGCCAACAACAAUGCAAGAACCUUUGGUGGGAAGCCAAAAAAGAAAAGCAAGGAAAACCAAGAUCACACACCUUGUCAGGACAGCAGACGGCCGGGUAUCACCAGCAGGAGGUACUUUCGAUGACAAACCAAAGGAGCGACUGCAGAGGAGUCUCCCUAAAGCUAGUGAGACAGACUGCAAUGAUGAAUGCUCACACAACACUGAGGUAGAGGAGACACGGAGCAGUACUCCUGAAAUGCCUGCCGUGUCUGCAUUCUUUAGCCUUGCUGCGCUGGCUGAAGUGGCAGCGAUGGAAAAUGUGCACAGAGGUCAGAGGUCAACUCCGCUCACCCAUGAUGGACAGCCAAAAGAAAUGCCACAGGCUCCUGUACUUAUUUCCUGCGCUGACCAGUGAAGCGCCCUUUAAUUGUAAAACAUUGUGCUUUACCUACUACCCUAGCCUUGUCUUUACCAAGGGAUGCUAGUGAGUCCAUGUGGUGGAAAAUAUAGACUGCAAACAAGUGCUUGUUGCCCUACACGGCCCAGAUUCACUUGAAGCAGAAGUUAGCAUCCUGGGCCAGUUUGUUCUUUCAGAACCCAGAAUCUUUAAGGGUGAUGUUAUCUGUCUGAUAUUGAGCAGAAACAGAAUGAUCCUGGAGCUUUGCUUUCUAUUGAAGGCUUUUGACGGUAAUAGGUGGUAACUUUAUAAAAGGCUGCCUUUACUGUAGCUCAUCCCGCAUCUCUUUUACCAACCAGAGAGUGUGAAACUAGUUUCAUAUAUUACCUAGUUAGUCUUUCAAAACAAAACAAAAAAACAAAAACUGACGCACUGCACUAGUUAUUAUUAGAUAUUCUUAGUCUUUUUUGUACAUGGAGAUUUAAGUUCUAAGAUGGUUUAUAUAAUAGGUUAUACAUACAUUUAUAUUGUAGAAUAAAUAUUAAAAAGCCUGUUCCAGAGACUCCCAAGCAGCAUGGGCAGGCAGAUGUACCAUUGUUAGCGGUGUAUGCUCGGCCUCGUGGUCCAUAUAUUCUGCACUUUUAUAUUUGCCACCAGAGUGGUAGUUUGCUGGCAAAAAAAGAGAGAGAGAGAGAGAAAUUACAGUUCUUACAAUCUGAAUUAUUUCUUAGCUUUGAGUGACCAAGAAGAAUUUGCUUGGGGCAAAUUGUGGCAAAUAUUUUCCCAGACAGGGGAAGAGUCCUGCAGAUUACUGAUGUUUUCAUGCCUUGAGGAUUCUUUUAUUUUUACACAGGGGUCUAAGUGACCGAUGGAUUGUUCAUACAAACAAACAAAAAAAAGACAAAAAUAUUAUUCAGAAGUGACCUUAGUAUUACUUCACUAUUCUAAACACAUUGAAGGCACUCACUUCAUGUGGACUUGGAGCUACAGUCCUUUUACAUCCAUCAUAGACAGACUGGACGGGUUGCAAUUGCUAUGCACAGCCUAAUUGGCACUGCAGGUUUUUAGAGCCAUUUCGAGUUUGUGUUGUUUAGGAGAUAUUGAGUAAAUAACGAGGGAUGUGUGCCUGACCAGAGUGGGACUCUCAGUCGUAGAUCUACCUGCAAGAUUGUUUCCUUUUUGUGUUUUGUUGCUUUUGAACAUAAAACCAACCAUACGUAUGCCAGUGCCAAGUGGAUUAACUGGCUUAGAACAUUCAGCAUAUUGACUUAACCACCUGAUGUUCAGUGUCUUGUUUCCUAGCAACAGAUGCAAAGUGAUAAAUCAAAAUUAGUCUGAGGCUACAGAUUUUACAGGGUAUUUUUUCCAUAGCACAAAGUAUUUCCCCACUCUUGCAUCACAGCACAAACUACCAAAUUUUAAUUACUGGAUUCCAGCAAUAAUUUUUAAUCGUUUUCAAACUGGCAGAAUUUUGACAGUGCUAGUUCAAGUUUGAAGCUUUUGAAUUAGAUCUAUAAAUGGUGACAGUUUACAGUUUAAUGGUUUUAUCUAGCUUUCUUAUUUAUACUUGACUGAAUUGUAAUGAUAAUUUUUUUUCUAAUUGUAAUUUGACCUAAUAGCCAUCAAAAAAUGACUCUAUUAAUACUGACCAGGUUUAGCUUCUCAUCAUUGUAGAUAUUACUUCAGUGUCGGUGCUGGAAAAUAUGUACGCAUACUAACAGGACUGAAAAAAUAUAGAGAGGGUUUUUGUUUUUUUCAAAGCAGGUAAAGAGGGCAGCAAAGCAUUGGAAUUUUGUCCUUAAAAAUGCGUAUUCAUUGUGGGGAUGAAGGAAGAAGGAAUUAGUAAACAGCUAAUUAAUCAGAUUAUAGCUUAACUCCUUUCAUGUAGAAAUAAAUCAAGUGAGCAGCCCCAGAUUUUAGUGUGAUAUUUUUACUAUGAUGCUGUUUUAUUAAUGUUUUCUAAAUUUCAAAGCAAAAAGUGAAUGUUUGAAAAUUGCUGGGUCCUGAUGUUGGUGGCUGUUGGAGUUUUGGACCACUUGCUAGCAGUGAUUUCAAACUUACAAUUAGCUAAAAUCCAAAAAAACAAAAAACAAACAACAAAAUUGUAUGGUGCAGAACAUGCACCUUGACAAUGGUACUAAUUUGUUAUUCUAUAGAACACGUUAGAAUAGAUCUAUUUUUGCCAGAGCACCCUCCUUCAGUCCUCUGAUUACAUUUCACUAGAGUUCCUUAAGAGAUUGCUGUAUAUUCAUGGGACCUUUUUUAAAAAAGAAGCAAAACAAGAGAUUACUUUUUUCUAUGUGAUUAAUAUCUUACUUGAUCUGCUUUUCCUAAACCUCAGUGGCUUUUCCCUUAGGCAGGGGUCGGGGUGGGAGGGCAACCUACUGGAUAUGACUGUUUUCAGAUACUUUAAAAAAACCUUUUUGUAGAAAUGCUUAAUUUUUAAGCAGUUAGGCACUGAGAGUAGCAGAAAUCCUGCAAAGCUUUAUAGUUCUUUAGACACUCGCCUUGUCGUUUCUCUGAGUAAAGUCUUGCUUUCAGUAAUAGUGCUUCUCCUGCCCUGAAUCUGCUAGAGAGGAGUGUUGGUGUUUUCAGGGUAACAACAUUUGUUAGCACAAAUAUUUCAGACCAAUAUGUAGUGCUCUCCUCUGACCCCAAUUACUAUUUUUAUUUCAUUUCUCUCAUUCUUUUUUAUUUUGGAAAAUCAUAUUGCUAUGGUGUGUACUUUAAUCUGCCAGCAAACUCCAUCUACACUAACAUUUGUCCCACAACAUCCUGAAGAGAAAAAGUUGUUGCACCUUAUGUAUAUCUCAAGCAAACCAAAAUAUGCUCUUCUGCUUUGUUUUAUUCUAAAUUGUUGUAUCAUAUCUUUCUGAAACCAUUCUGAAUUUAGUUGAAAUUAUCAAUAUUUAUGCUUUUAACCUUAAUUCCUGGAUUCAAACCUGUAUAUAAAUCUUUUGAAAAAAAUUGUCCUUGCCCUCCUCUGCGAUGCUGGAAGUAGAAGAUUCGUCUCAGAUGGAGACGCAGUACUGUUCCAGUUUUCUUUAGACUUUUAUUUAUUUAGUUAUUCUGGGUAUUUCCUAUGUAAUUUUGAAACGUGUAGAGUAUAUUAUAGUAACUGAAGCUGCAGCUCUAAGAAGCUGAGUGAAAGAAAAAAUACUGUAAGACAUCCUUUAAGUUUUUAUUUGUUUGGGUACUGUAUAUGAGAUAGGGAAAAGGAAAAAUGUCCCACAGCCACAUUGGAAAUACAGGUUCUUGUCCCCAAGUUUCCAUAUUUUAGAUCAAAACUAUUAGUUCCCAGAUUUUAGAUCAAAACUAUUAGUUCAUUAAAACCCUUUUUAAAGGAUAAACCAUACUGUUGUAAUUCUGACAGUCUUUUUCCAACAAAUAUCAGAAAUAAUAUUUAUUUAAUUCUGUCAGAUGAGCUUUCUGCCAAUGCCAUGUCUUGCAGCCAUGGUGAGAUAAUUCCCAUAUUAUCAUUGUUAUUCUAGUUCCUGCCAUUAAAAUUGCUGGAGAAAGGAAUAGUGAUGGAACACUGAACAAAAAGGAGCAUCUGAACUGGUCUGGUUAUGUAGAAUCCAACAUGUUUAAUCCCUGUCGUUUUCUUAUUAAGUCUCAGAUGCUACUCCAAGUCACAGAAAAUUUUGUUUGCACUCUGCAGUCAGUGUAUGGAAAUGUUUGCACCUAUGUAAAAUCUCAAGCAAAUUAUAAAUUGCUACAGAACAGGAGUAAGCUGAAAACUGAAUGACAUGUUUUGUUCAUAGG
Molecule: messenger RNA, 6967 nt
Organism: Cynocephalus volans (Philippine flying lemur)
Lineage: Eukaryota; Metazoa; Chordata; Mammalia; Dermoptera; Cynocephalidae
Gene: BBX
Product: BBX high mobility group box domain containing
Exons: 19
Coding region: 395-3220 (941 amino acids)
Biological process (GO): regulation of transcription by RNA polymerase II
Cellular component (GO): nucleus
Molecular function (GO): RNA polymerase II transcription regulatory region sequence-specific DNA binding; DNA-binding transcription factor activity, RNA polymerase II-specific
Source: RefSeq, a predicted model, not a curated record